Camellia sinensis is the source of this 1079-nucleotide messenger RNA. The record is from RefSeq and is a predicted model, not a curated record. Lineage: Eukaryota; Viridiplantae; Streptophyta; Magnoliopsida; Ericales; Theaceae.
AUCAAAUGUAAUAUAUGAUUAAUGCAAGACAUAAUUAUGUUAAGCAUCAAUGAUCAUCAAUCCUAAUUGGAUUUAAAAUAUAUGCAAUACAGGAACAUCACCUCUUUUAAGAAGAGGAUCUCUUGUCUUGAUUUUUUUUCCAUGGAAACCUUCACUACUCUACAAUAUGAUUUAAAAUUUUUGCGUGAAAUAUUAAUUCAAGGGAUUGGAACUUCCUUGUUAUGAAAUAUUUGGAGUUAAAAUAUAUGCAUUACAAUUCGAAACAUUGGGAUUAUGUUUUUCUUCUUUUAUUUAAUGGUGAAUAAUUAUAUUGUCUAUAUUUUCCAAUUAAAGUUGAAUUAUGUUAUAUAGUUGUAGAAAAUGGUCAAAGGAAAAAGACAAUGGCUGAAACCAGGUGAUUUGAGAACUAAGAAGCUAACAGAAUAUGAGAAACAAAGAAAUAAGCGAAUCAAGAAGAACUAUGAGGAACAAGAGAUGCCACCGGGGUUACGUUUACAGCCUCAUUCGAGGCCAUUAACUCCCACCCCAGAAGAAGGGAUGGAUCCCCCACGUCAAGAGAUUGGUACCCAACCCUUACCACCUCAUAAUGUGCAACCUGUGCAUGAGGUGACUGCAUCUAGUAGUGUCGCAUCACAUGACAGACGUGGUCGUGGUCCAACACGCGGCAUACAAACCCAACGCAUUGUCCAGAAAAAUGGAAAGAUGUUGGUUCCUGUACCUGAACAUUUCCGUGCGCCAGUGGGAGAUCAAGCCUCUAAGUUGGCCUCCAAGAUUGGCAUAGAGGAUCAGUUUGAUCUACAAGGCAAUCCGAGUGAUGUAGCAAGGACUUUAAACACACAGUUUGGUCGGCGAUUGAGUAGCUUCACCUAUAGGUUGCACAAACAAUACAAGCAACUUAAGGAUGCAAGAGGGGAGGAGUACGCGAGAAGCCACCCACCUACAAGUGUUACUCUUAAUCAAUGGACAUCUCUAAUUGACAAGAAGUGGAAUAGUAAAGAAUUCAUGGAACAAUCACUAACUAAUGUGAAUAAUAGGAUGCAAAUGAAAACAAAACAUAGAUGUGGAUCAAAAUCAAUCCC